This is a messenger RNA of Acanthosepion pharaonis, 2559 nucleotides long. Lineage: Eukaryota; Metazoa; Mollusca; Cephalopoda; Sepiida; Sepiidae. The record is from the annotation of a GenBank genome assembly.
AUGCGUUAUUUAAUGCCGACAAUAUUUUUUUUAUUGCUGGUUGUAUUUUCUUUCUUUCUUUCUUUCUUCCUUUCUUUCUUUCUUUCUAUCUAUCUAUCUAUCUAUCUAUCUAUCUCGGACGUAGAAGUCUUUCGCAGCAUACCAUUUGCUAAACCCCCUGUCGGUACACUCAGAUUCCGCAAGCCAGAACCUGUAGAACCCUGGGAUGGUAUCCGCGACGCGAGACCUCUGCCAAAUUCCUGUAUGCAGAGUUUGGAUGAUUUCAAAGAUUUCGAAGGGGUCAACAUGUGGAAUGCAAACACCAAGAUAAGUGAAGAUUGUCUGUACCUCAGCCUGUGGAUUCCGUCCAACGCGAGAAAGUCUAAACUGAAACUGUCGACUAUGGUGUGGAUCUACGGUGGGUCCCUAACGAGCGGGACAAGCACUCUGACUCUGUACGACGGGAGCUGGUUGGCCGCUAGUAAGGACGUCAUUGUGGCUUCGUUUAACUACCGACUGGGUCCUUUCGGUUUCUUGUAUCUGGAUGAAAAGCUGGCUCCGGGCAACAUGGGUCUUCUCGAUCAAAAUAUGGCUCUAAAAUGGUUGAACAAAAACAUAAACAUAUUUGGAGGUGACCCUUCGAAGAUAACUCUGUUUGGAGAGAGUGCGGGUUCCGUUUCUGUUAGUUAUCAAGUCGUCUCUCCGUUAUCGCAAAAGCUAUUCCGAAACGCCAUCAUGAUGAGCGGAACACUCAUUGCCGGUUGGGCCAUGCUGUCAAAACAGGAAAACAUCCGAAGAGCUAAAAUAAUGUGCAACGCUUUAAAGUGUCCAAUCAGCAGCCGUCGUGAUAUGCUGAACUGCUUAAUCAAGGCCAAUGCCACUGAUAUAACCAACGCCCAGUGGAAUGUUCUGGUUCGAUAUUUUGACUUAUCGUUCGGUCCAGUCAUUGAUGGCUAUUUUCUGCCCGACAACAGCCACCAAACAGUUCGGGACUACAUCAACAACGAUACAAAGAAAGAUAUCCUGCUCGGUUUUGUCAAGAAUGAGGGGACGCACUCCGCGCUUUCGAUCACAAUAGUUCAUGCUAGAGAUUUGCAGGCACUUCCCGAUUUCAAUGACAAUGCAUUAUGCUAUCGUUUUGCAAGCCCUCUUCUCGCUCACAUUGCUUCGAGCUAUGGUCUUGCUCUCUCUCUCUCUCUCUCUUGCUCUCUCUCUCUUUCUCUCUCUCUCUCUUUCUCUCUCUCUCUCUUUCUCUCUCUCUCUUGCUCUCUCUUUCUCUCUCUCCCUCUUGCUCUCUCUCUUUUUCUCUCUCUCCCCUCUUGCUCUCUCUCUCUUUCUCUCUCUCUUUCUCUCUCUCUCUUUCUCUCUCUCUUCUCUCUCUCUUGCUCUCUCUCUCUCUUUCUCUCUCUUUCUCUUGCUCUCUCUCUUUCUCUCUCUCUCUUGCUCUCUCUCUCUUUCUCUCUCUUUCUCUCUCUCUCACUCUGGCUUAGAUCACAAUGCUGCAUGCUAUGGUUUUACACGUGCUUCCCGUUUUCGACCACUACACUUCGUGCUAGUGUUUUCAGGCACUCUCCGCUUUCGACCCCAAUGCUUCCUGCUAUGGGGGAACGUCUCGCUACAUUCCGCUUUUUUUCCGCCCCAUACAACCCAACUUCAUCCCCUGCCGUCAAGUGGGAAGGAAAAUUCCGGACACAACAAGCAAGCGGAAAAGACUCGUUGGGCUCCCCUGGCGACUUCGACGCGACACUUCCUCCAGCCCAGUGCCCUCCUACACGCUCUUCCACCACGAGCCUCUGGUGUUCGUCAAUUUUUAUUGCUGGUCAUAUUUGUUAUCUAUCUAUCUAUCUAUCUAUCUAUCUAUCUAUCUCAAUUUUUAUUGGGUCAUAUUUGUUAUCUAUCUAUCUAUCUAUCUAUCUAUCUAUCUAUCUAUCUAUCUAUCUAUCUCAUGGGUUAUUUAAUGCCGACAAGAUUUUAUUGCUGGUCAUAUUUGUUAUCUAUCUAUCUAUCUAUCUAUCUAUCUAUCUAUCUAUCUAUCUCAUGGGUUAUUUAAUGCCGACAAGAUUUUUAUUGCUGGUCAUAUUUGUUAUCUAUCUAUCUAUCUAUCUAUCUAUCUAUCUAUCUAUCUAUCUAUCUAUCUAUCUAUCUAUCUCAAUUUUUAUUGCAAUAUUUGUUAUUUUUAUCUAUCUAUCUCUAUCUAUCUAUCUAUCUAUCUCAAUUUUUAUUGCUGGUCAUAUUUGUUAUCUAUCUAUCUAUCUAUCUAUCUAUCUAUCUAUCUAUCUCAAUUUUUAUUGCUGGUCAUAUUUGUUAUCUAUCUAUCUAUCUAUCUAUCUAUCUAUCUAUCUAUCUAUCUAUCUAUCUCAAUUUUUAUUAUGGUCAUAUUUGUUAUCUAUCUAUCUAUCUAUCUAUCUAUCUAUCUAUCUCACGAAUAAAUCAAGCCUCGAUGUCUCCACCGCACGUGAUUUAGUGGGAGCCAAUAACAGUAGUAAUAACAUUAACUCUCUUGUCGACAGGGACGAGUUGCCUCCCCGCUUGGACUGUCCUGUCUCCUCGCACGCUUUCGAUAUUCGCCCAUAUCUUUGA